Messenger RNA from Mirounga angustirostris (Northern elephant seal), 643 nucleotides. It is a transcript of the gene SPATA3, whose product is annotated as spermatogenesis associated 3. Lineage: Eukaryota; Metazoa; Chordata; Mammalia; Carnivora; Phocidae. Bases 1 to 627 code for a protein of 208 amino acids. The transcript is spliced from 3 exons. The record is from RefSeq and is a predicted model, not a curated record.
AUGAGGAAGGGCAAAAGGAAGAAGCCGGAGUCCAGACGCCGUGGCUCCACCUCACAGCGAGCCAGCUCCGAAUCCACGCCACAGAACGCCAGCUCCGAAUCCACCCCGCAGCAUGCCAGCUCUGAGUCCACCCCACAGCAGCCCAGCCCCGGAUCCACCCCGCAGCAGCCCAGCCCCGGAUCCACCCCGCAGCCCAGCCCCGGAUCCACCCCGAAGCCCAGCUCUGAAUCCACUCCCUGCCAGUCUGUGCCCCAGGCUCUCCCAGCUCCCGAAACCAACUCCUCCACCCGGGGCCUGUUGCCUCAGGACACUAACACAAAAGCAUCCUCUCGAUCCAGGAAAACAGGGGCUGUGGCUCGUGCGGGCCCGCGGGCCUACUGUUCCUGUUCCACUUGCCCCGGCAGCUCUGCUUGCUGGCGUCGCCUGGGCCUGUGUCAUAGCCGCAUCUUUGAUGUCCUCCUUCCUCGGGUCUGGCCCACCAUGCCAGGGAGAGGAUCCCCAAGCCUCCUCACUUUCUACAGAAAACCUACAAGGAAACACUCCACUCACCGUAAUUCGCGUGUUCCAAGCUCUCGGGACUGCUGCUGUGGCUCUGGGGGCCCUAGGAGCUGCCUAUUACACCAUUGAAUCCUUGUGAGCAAAC